Messenger RNA from Labeo rohita (rohu), 3698 nucleotides. Its product is annotated as gastrula zinc finger protein XlCGF52.1-like. The coding region runs from base 483 to 1733 and encodes 416 amino acids. The record is from RefSeq and is a predicted model, not a curated record. NCBI's taxonomy places the organism in Eukaryota, Metazoa, Chordata, Actinopteri, Cypriniformes, Cyprinidae. The transcript has 2 exons.
UCAGUCAGCGCGUUUGCUGCGUCUUCUGGGGUGAGUUGAGCUGUUCGGAUUUUUCGCUUAUUUUACACUGAAACAUUAGACGCUUUGUAUAAUCAACAUCCUACGAGGUUAUUUCUAAAUUGUUUAAUCGGAUAAAACCCUAUUUAUGCGCCUGUUCUGGAGUCUGCGGGCUGAUUUAGUUCAACAGGAAAGAAACGUCACAGGAAACUAAAGCCAUGCGGACAUUAACCACUUAACUGCCAAGACCAGUAAGAACUAGUUUGAAGAGUCAACGUAGAUUUUGCAUAGCAAUUGCAUGUAAAAAAUAGACUCUACUGAUUUGCUUCUAACUACAGAGCGUCUGUGUGUUAGAUUGACCAUUCUUGCAAGAAUUAAAGGAUCAAAAAGAAGAGUUUUCAUUCUCAGGUUUACAUUUAAUACCAGAUAAAAAAAAAAAAUUCCCAGAACAACAGAGACCAUAUGAGAGAUCCAGAACUUGCAGAAUGAAACGCACUGAAGAACAAACAGAGUUGAUUGCAGAAAAUGAGGAGAAUGAAGAACUGAAUGAAGAGGAGGAGAAACACCAUGUCAAAACUGGAGAAAAACCUUUGAGUUGCUCUCAAACCGAACAGAAAGACUUAAAGAAAAGAAGGGAUGAGAAAUCUUUCACCUGCACUCAGUGUGGAAAGAGUUUGACAAGCAAACAGUAUCUUGAGGUUCACAUGAGGAUCCACACUGGAAAGAAAUUGCACACAUGUGAUCAAUGCGGCAAACGAUUUUUGUGGCCUUCAAACCUGAAGAGUCACCUAAAAGUUCAUUCAAAGGAGAAACCACAUUCAUGUUCUUUGUGUGGAAAGAGUUUUGCAGAACUGCAGAAUUUAAAAGCACAUCAGAAGAUACAUAUGGGUGUGAGAGAUCAUAUGUGCUUUGAGUGUAAGAAGACUUUUAUGACGUCUCACCAUUUGAAACGACACCAAAGGAUCCACACUGGAGAGAAACCUUACAUGUGUUCACACUGCAACAAGAGAUUCAGUGUGCCAGAAAGCGUCAAAAAACAUCAGAGGAUCCACACUGGAGAGAAACCAUACACAUGUGAUCAGUGUGGUAAGAGUUUUAGACAAAAAACUCAACUUAAUGUGCACAUGAGUGUUCAUACGGGAGAAAAACCGUACACAUGUGAUCAGUGUGGGAAGAGUUUUGCACAGUCAGCAAAGCUUAAGAGACACAUGAACAUCCACACUGAAGAGAAACUGCAUGAAUGUGAUCAAUGCGCCAAAACAUUUUUGUGGUCUUCAGGCCUGAGGAGUCACCUGAAAGUUCAUUCAAAGGAGAAACCAUACUCAUGUUCUGUAUGUGGAAAGAGUUUUUCACGACUGCAGAAUUUUAAAAUGCAUCAAAAGAGACAUACCAGUGUGAGAGAUUAUAUGUGCUUUGAGUGUGAGAAGACUUUUAUUACAGCUACAGAAUUGAAACUGCACCAGAGGAACCACACUGGACAGAAACCGUACAUGUGCUUACACUGCAACGACAGAUUCAAUCAAUCAGAAACCCUGAAAAGACAUGAGAAGAUCCACACUGGAGAGAAACCAUUCACAUGUGAUCAGUGUGGGAAGAGUUUCAGACAUAAAGAUCAACUUAAGGUGCACAACAGUGUUCAUACAAGAGAAAAACCCUAUCACUGCACUGCAUGUAGGAGGAGUUUCACUCGAUUAUCUUAUCUACACAAGCAUACAAAAAACAUUCACAGUAAGUAGAUCAUCUUUAGACCCAGCACUCAGGUCUAAUUCUGCGUCCGCACCAAAUGUGACACAACAAUGCCAGUGGUGUAUCAAGUUUGCCCUAUUGUUUAAAGUGGGCUUCAGUUUGGUUAACUUAAAUAUUCUUUUCUUUUCUAAGGUAUGUAACGUUAUGAGACUAUUCACAAGCUGUUUGAUUGUCGGUAUAAAUGCUUUGAAAUAACGUUUAAUGUUUUCGAGUCCAUUCAUUGUUAGUGGCCUGCCAGCCACCCAAUUAUUGCAAUAAGCUUUGUGUUUUAUUGCUUAUAAUAUGAAUUGAGCUAUUAAAUACACUGCCCUCCAAAAGUUUGUAAACAACCCUGGCAAAGUGUGGUUUUGGACAAUAUCAGCAUAAAUCCUUAUCAUUUUUUGGUGCAAAUAUAUUCAAGCAACUUGACAUUAUCAUUAAAGACCAGCAAUAAUAAUUUUCAUGUUGAUUACAUAAUAAUGGCUCUAUACAUGUCAAAGUUAGACAUGCCCCUUUGCCUGCUGUGAUGCCUGGUUACUGGUUUAAACUUGGCCCAGGUGUUUAAAAGGUUUUUGAGUCAGCACACCUUAAUAGCUUUUAACAGUUGAUUGCCAAUUAAGUUUAAAAUGCAAUGACUUUAGGCCCAGAUUAUGCGGAGCUGUAAUAGCUGCUAAUGGUGGAUAUUUUGAUGAAUCGAAAAUUUAAGUUUUUUCUAUGUAUAAACUGUUUAUGUAAUAAAAUGUUUUCGUAGUUUGUGUUGUCCCUUAUCAGUAAAAUUAUUACAAAUUUAAAAAAGGGUUCAUGACAAUAUUGUCCAAAACCCCACUUUUCUAGGGCAUUUCCAGACUUUUGGAGGGCAGUGAAUCUUGUGUAAAUCUGUCUUAAUCAGACUUAACAAGUAACAUGAACGAUGUACUAUACAACAAUCUAGUGCAUGGUUUAAAUUUUAAUCUGAGGACUUGUUAUCCUGUGGCUCCCUCUGGUGCACAUUAGUAUUAAUUCCUAUUCAUAUAAAUGGAUGAUCAAAAAAAAUAAUAAUAAUAAUAAUAAUGGAGAGAAGAAUAAGAGUAAGACUUCCUGCAAGAUCUUCUAAGUAAAUAAAUAGUGAGAUCUGACUCAUUUGUUUAUAUUAUUACUUUUAUAUUUUAUUUUAUUUUAAUUUUUACAUGAUAUAGUUCAUGUGAUAAUGUGCAAAAUGAACUUUUUUUUUUUUUUUUCACGUUUUAUUGGGCAAAACAAAAUAUAAAACAAAACAGGAUAAAAACACUUAAAUAGAUAAGGAUAAAAUGUUAUAAUUCCUGGGCCUGUUCAGACUUCUCAGCUUCAUACCUAAAAAAACAAAAAAGAUAGAAAAACAGAAAAGGCAAUUAUUACUCAUUAAAAAGCAUGCAUGGUUAUAAUUAAGCCAUGCCAGUACUUCAUAUUUCUGCCUAGAUGAAAAAACUGUCACUUAAGGGAAUAGUUAUCCUACUAGAUAUGAUAUGAACAUGUUAAAAGUGACACUAUUCAGUUUAUUUUUUAUUCAGUCAAUAUAAUUAUAUGUUAGGAGCUUUUUUUGUGGAAUAGCCUACACGAAAAUGGUAGGCAGUUUAAUUUCAAAACAGUUGGAUUUCAGAAGAGUUGCUGCAUUUCAUACCACAGUAAAAUUGCUAUAAAACUAAGUACAGUAGCUUUAAGAGUACUGUAAAAUUAAGUACUGUUAUUUUGUAUUUUACUUUGUUAUAUUAAAUUAUUUUUAUAAGAAAUGAAAAGCAUUUUGGCUCGUUAAUGUGUCUCGUGUUCUAUGAGAGCUGUGUUUGGAGGGAGGGGAGUGUUUUUCUGAAUAUCUUUCAUCUAUUUGCGCACAUUGUUUUGAACUAUAAUGUAUAGCUGUGUUUUGCGAUCAGGGCUGUCUCACGCAUGGUUGCGAUGUGUUCAUUGUGAAACUCAAAAAUUAGAAUUUUUUUAAAACAUUAAAAAAACGCCAUUACUUUAUU